Aethina tumida (small hive beetle) is the source of this 1970-nucleotide messenger RNA. RefSeq lists its product as uncharacterized. The record is from RefSeq and is a predicted model, not a curated record. Lineage: Eukaryota; Metazoa; Arthropoda; Insecta; Coleoptera; Nitidulidae. The transcript is spliced from 2 exons. The coding region runs from base 319 to 867 and encodes 182 amino acids.
GACACAAAAUUCGUAAAAUGUAAUGAUUUCGUCGCGGUGUGCAAUUGUACGUGUCUAUUAUCUCGGUUAUUUUACAUAUCGUUGAUAAAACAACGGAUCGUCGGUAAGGGGGGAUAUCGGAUGAAUUCAACAGGUGUACGGGGGCCCUAUACGCUCACCCUCCGCUGACAGUUGUACACCGUGCGCCAGUCGUACAGGAUGCUAUUAUAAAUCUGAUGUCAAGGAAACGCAUUCGGUUUUAUUUGUUGAAUUAUAUUUGUUAGUGUGGUGGCAAGUGUUGCUAGAAUUUUUUAGUGACAUUCAGAAAUUUUUGCUAAAAUGGAAGUACAAAUUUCGGCAAAGGAUUUGCCUAAAACCUUCAGGGUAAAAUAUUUAGGAACACAUCCCGCCGUAGGUCUAUAUGGUAUGAAACACACUAGAAAACCAGUUGAUUACUUGGUGAAGCAGGCCAAACAGAUACAGGAACAAAAUAAAAUACUACCCAUUUACGAGAUUGAAAUAAACAUCAACGGUAUAAAAUAUAAGGACAUCACCAACAAAAAAUUAAAAAACCCUACGACAGAAAUUAACGUAGACGUUAUCUCGUAUGGUGUUCAGGAUUUAAUUUACACAAGAGUGUUUACAAUCAUAGUGGUGACCAGUGAAACGGAGGCGAUAAAUCCCCAGAUGGAAUCGCCAUUUAUGUGUCACAGUUUUUUGUGCAGCUCCAGAGCAGAGGCAAGGCAAAUCACGUUUGCUUUGGCUGCAGCUUUCCAAGACUAUGGUAUGAGAGUAAAGAAGGAAAAUCUUCCCUCGAAAAAGUUCGCAAUUGACCUUCGAACACCUGAAGAGCAACAAGCCGACGCAGAAUCAGAGACUGAAGCUUAAAAUUAUAAUUUUUGAUGACUUUGAUGAAAAUAAAGCGGUUUUCACUUGAUGGAUGUAUGAAACGUGCAAAGAUAAAUAUAAUUUUUCUUUUUUCAUAUUAUUUUCCAUUAUACAUCCACCAAUUGAGGUCUACCACAGCAAAUAUCAAAGGAUAUUGCGAUACUAAAAAAGCGAUCUUUUUACAAUUUAAUCGACAAAGUUUCAGUCAGGAGCAAGUAUAAUUUGCUUAUGACACAAACUAAAAUUUGUAUAUAGAAAAUUUAAUUUAACUUUGACUAUAAAAGAUAUAUUUAUUCAAAAAUGUCAUACAAAUUUCUCUUUUAGUACCGCACCUAAUUUGCAAAUUACCUGCAAUCAAAAUAUUCGACGAAUUUUUUUGUAUAAAAUAUAUAUUUAUAUUGUACAUGAUAAUUUUUUUUAAAACAAAGAAAAACUGCGUACGUACGUCCAAACAUUUUUUCUUCAAAGAAUGUACUAAGCAAAAUAUAUUUUUGUGUAAACGUAAAAAUAUUCUUGAAAUAAUGUAAUAAUAACAGCUCAAAUUUCAUAUAUUUUAGACACUAAGCAAAUACUAUAUUAAAUGAUUUUUAAUGGCUGUUACCAAUUUAUUGACUAAUUUUUACUUAGCCAAUAAAUUGUGGAAUUCUGUUCUAUUUAGUACUAUUUUUCACUAAUUUUCUAGUGAAUUUGCAACUCUGUUUAACAUUGGUGUAUUUUUUUAGAUUAUUAAUCGAAUUAUAUUCGGCGAAUUUAUUAUAUUUGUUCUGUAAAAUGUUUUUAUAUCAAAAAUGUUUAAACUUGAUUAUCGAAAAAGCAUAAAAAAUGGCAAAUUAAGGACAAUUGUGAUUAAAGCCAAAAAUGUCGAAGAAGUUUGUCUACACUCAAGUUAUUUACAAUAGAUUGGUGAAAAAUUGGUAUGAGUAACAGCUUUAAAUUGUAUGUACAUAUUAUAGGUUCGUUUUUCGAGCACUAAUAAAGUUGAUAAAUGUUGGAAAAUUUAUAAAUACCAUUUGGCAUAUGUAUGUCUCAAUUUAUUAUUAAUUAUUUGUACAAUUUAUUUUUAUACAAGUUUAAUUAAAACUGAAUUGAAAAUUGAAAUAAAA